AUGAUCCCUCAAAGAAAGUUUACAUUUUUAGUAAGUUUAUCAGGCCAAGAUUGGGUAAGAGAUCCAGAGAUAACCUGGCUUGACCCAAUUUUAAAAGAUCUGUACAGGGAACACGGUAACAUUGGAAGAAAGGUGCAGAGCUGUGCCCACGAUUGGAGUAUUGAGCAAGUAUGGCGUAAAUUCAAAGAUACUAUAUUCGAGUCAGCCAGAGACGUUUGCGAUCUGUCAAAGAUGAACAAAAAUAUGAAACAAACUGCUUGGUGGACGCCAGAAACUAAACAGCACGUGAAAGAAAAGAAAAAUAAAUGGAAGACGUAUCUACAUAGAAAAACAACAGAAGCAUACGACGAAUAUAAGAUACAAAGGAAUAACCUGAAAAAGUUGAUAAUAGAAGAAAAGAGGAAAUACUGGGAGGGAGAUGGAGCAGAAUAG
Molecule: messenger RNA, 432 nt
Organism: Acanthoscelides obtectus
Lineage: Eukaryota; Metazoa; Arthropoda; Insecta; Coleoptera; Chrysomelidae
Source: the annotation of a GenBank genome assembly